CUCGUCUCUGGCACCGGAAACCAGGACAAACCGAGCCUGUUCUGUUGUGUAACUGCACGUUUUGGGCUCAGAGUGGACAGUGGGUCUUACUGCAGUGUCUAAUAACAUCUGAAUGACCCCCUGACUGACAACUAUGCCUGUAGAGGGUUCAGAGGACCAGAUACCCUCCUCAUUCUCCAGCCCAGCCAGUGCUGCCCUCACCCCAGGAGGGACAGAGGAGGAUGGAGCUGCAGGAGGAUCAGGAGGCUGCUCUUUACCUGAAACCACUCAGGGCUCUGAGGCUGCUGCAGCCUAUCCUGCCAACACUGGACCCGCAGAAAGCAACAGUGCUGGCAAGAAAUCUGGGGCCUUGUUGCAGAUCAACCGACAGCGUAUCCAAGCAGCUAGUGCCAGCUCAGGAGCAGAUGAACUUCAAGGCCUUGGUGUUGCUGUGUAUGAUCAUGACAUCCUUGAGCAAGGUGUCCUGCAGCAGGUGGAUGAGGCAAUACAGGAGGCCAGUGAUGCUGCUGCUAAAGCUGAGGCUGCGAAGGAGUACCAGUCUGUGCUCGAUGAUGUCAGAUCUGUUACAUUAUCUCUGAAACAAGUUAACAAGAUUAUUGAACAGCUAUCUCCCUACGCUGCUUCCAGCAAAGAUAUCAGUAGAAAGAUUGAAUCUGUCAAACGACAGAAAGAAAAUAAGGAAAAACAGCUGAAGAAAGUUAGAGCCAAACAGAAGCGACUUCAGGCCAUUCUUGGAGGAGAGGACACCCAAAGGGUUGAAGCUGAGCUUUUGGCUGAGGAUGAUGAAGAAGAGGAAGAAGCUGGGCCGUCCACUCUGGGCAGCAUGCUCAUGCCAGCUCAGGAGACAGAAUGGGAGGAGCUUAUCCGGAAAGGUCACAUGACUCCUUUUGGAACCCGAAUCCCUCAGAAAGAGGCAAAGAAGGAGCCUCGGAAAGUGAUGCUUGUUGAGAAUUCGGCCUUUGACCAGUACCUGAAUGACCAGGCCAAGUUGGCUACGGAGAGGAAGAAAGUUCCUCCUUUAAAGAAGAAGAGGCCCUCGGGACUCAGUCCUGACAAGGGAUCCAUGGUAAAAACCAAAAGAUAUAUUUCUUCUCCCAAGGAUAAAAAAUUAAAGAAGCGUAUGCGGAAGCUCCAGAUAACUGCUCUGAAGGCUCAUCCCAAAGCUCGGGCUAAGGUUGAGCCUCAACUCUCUAAACCAAAGAGGAAGCUUCAUACAGAGGGAGGGGAGACUGAAAGUGAUGGGUCAGAGUAUCUGCCCUCUGAUGAAGUUGUAGAUCCUGAUGAAGAGGACAGAGAAGCCAUGGAGGAGGGGUUUGGGGAGGAGGAUGAUGAAGACUAUGAGUUAAAACCGUACAAAAGAAAAACUGAAGGGAGAACGAAGAAGAAAGGCAAGAAAAAGCAGGACAGUGAGGAAGAAUACUGCCCCGAGAGUUCAGAUGAAGAGGAGGGUCCGAAAGGUAAACAGAUGAGAUGCAAAGACGAUGGAGACGUGGAAUACUACAGACAGCGAAUAAGGAGAUGGAAGCGACAACGUCUUCAAGAAAGGGAGGAGAAGAGGCAAAGAGGUGAGGAGCUCACGGAUGACAGUGAUGCAGAGUUUGAUGAAGGCUUCAAAGUGCCCGGAUUCCUGUGGAAAAAACUUUACAAGUACCAGCAGACAGGUGUGCGGUGGCUGUGGGAACUUCACUGUCAGCAGGCAGGUGGCAUCCUGGGAGAUGAGAUGGGAUUGGGUAAAACCAUCCAGGUCAUCAGCUUUCUGGCUGGACUGAGCUACAGCAAACUGAGGACCAGAGGAUCCAACUACAGGUACGUUGGUCUUGGACCUACAGUCAUUGUGUGCCCAGCUACAGUCAUGCACCAGUGGGUGAAGGAGUUUCACACCUGGUGGCCACCUUUCAGAGUAGCUGUUCUACAUGAAACUGGCUCCUUCACCAGCAAUAAGGAAAAGCUCAUUCCAGAGAUAGCAUCAUGUCACGGAAUCCUAAUUACCUCAUAUUCAGCUGUGAGAAAUAUGCAAGACACCUUACAGCGAUACGACUGGCACUACAUUAUACUGGAUGAGGGCCAUAAAAUCAGGAAUCCAAAUGCUGGGGUUACCACUGCUUGCAAACAGUUUCGCACUCCCCACAGGUUCAUCCUGUCGGGCUCUCCCAUGCAGAACAAUUUAAAGGAGCUGUGGUCUCUGUUUGACUUUGUCUUCCCCGGCAAACUGGGGACAUUACCUGUGUUCAUGGAGCAGUUUUCUGUGCCAAUCACCAUGGGAGGAUACAGCAAUGCUUCACCUGUGCAGGUCCAGACAGCGUUUAAGUGUGCAUGUGUGCUGAGGGACACCAUAAAUCCUUACCUGCUCAGAAGGAUGAAGGCAGACGUCAAGGCCAAUCUCUCCUUACCUGACAAAAAUGAACAGGUCUUGUUUUGCAGAUUAACAGAAGAUCAGCGGCAGGUGUAUCAGGGCUUCUUGGAUUCCAAAGAGGUCUACCAGAUACUAAAUGGAGACAUGCAGGUAUUUUCAGGCUUGAUAGCACUCCGUAAGAUCUGUAACCACCCCGACCUUUUCUCGGGCGGCCCCAAGAUACUGAAGGGAAUCCAAGAGGACCAGCUGACUGAGGAGGAACACUUUGGGUUUUGGAAACGCUCAGGGAAACUUAUAGUGGUGGAGUCACUGCUGCGUCUCUGGUUCAAACAGAACCACAGAGUCCUGCUCUUCACUCAGUCAAGACAGAUGUUGCACAUCUUGGAGGUGUUUGUGAGGGAGAAUAACUACACGUACCUGAAAAUGGACGGCACUACCACGAUAGCUUCCCGACAGCCGCUCAUAGCUCGCUACAACGAGGAUAAAUCCAUAUUUAUUUUCUUGUUGACCACUAAAGUUGGAGGUCUGGGAGUCAAUCUGACAGGAGCCAACCGAGUCAUCCUCUAUGACCCAGACUGGAACCCCAGCACUGACACACAGGCAAGAGAGAGAGCGUGGAGAAUUGGUCAGACACAGCAAGUGACAAUUUACAGACUGCUGACUGCAGGGACCAUUGAGGAGAAAAUCUACCACAGGCAAAUCUUCAAACAGUUUCUGACCAAUCGUGUUCUGAAGGACCCCAAACAAAGACGGUUCUUUAAAUCAAACGACAUCUAUGAACUCUUCACCCUGACUGACCCCGAUGGAUCUCAGGGAACAGAGACCAGCGCCAUAUUUGCAGGUACAGGUUCUGAUGUCAAGGCACCUAAGAAAACAGAGAGACCAAAGCCAUCACACACAUUGAACCAUGCACAUAAACACUCCUCAGCUACCUGGAGUGAAAGCGGUGCAGACAGCAGACACUCCUCAGCUAACAUGACUGCACUAAGGGAUGGAAAUCCCUCUCUGUGCAGUACAAGCUCUCAGGGUAAACUGAAUGUCCCGGCAGGAAGUCAAAGCACCAACCAGAAUGCUGUGGAUGUAAACCCAAAUAUCUCAACAUAUAUGCAGCGCACAGGACAAAAUAAUAGAGAGUGGGGUGCAGCCAAAGCAGCCGUCAAGAACUCAAACUCUACCAGAGACUCUGCUUUGACUAGUCCGCAGAAACACAGGGAGAAGAGGAAGCACUGUGACUCCGCCAACAAACACAAACACAAGCAUAAGAAACACAAACGAUCUCAUGACGCUCGGUUUGAAGGCCAACGCAUCUCUCACUUGGUGAAGAAAAAGACCUUCAAUAAAGCAGAGAAUGAAGACAAUGGUACAGGAGAGGAGAAGAAAUCGGACGAUUAUGUCUUAGCGAAGCUCUUCAAGAAAUCUGGGAUCCACAGUGUAAUGCAGCAUGACUCCAUCAUCGAGUCCUCUAACCCCGACUACGUUCUUGUGGAGGCAGAAGCCAACAGGGUGGCCAAAGAUGCCCUGAAAGCUCUUAAGGUUUCUCGCCAGCGAUGUAGACAGUCCUUCAGUAGACCGCCUCCUCCACCUGCGAGAAAACGGUUUGGUCAAAAGAAGAAUUCUCUUCUGGCUGCACCCUCUGUGCAGUCUGCCCCUCUGCCCACUAAAUGCAAGGAUGCUGCUGUCGUAAAAAAAUCAGUGUCAAAGAAGCCUGGUUCAGGAGCUCUCUUCAGUGGGGAGUGUACAGAGAGCGGCUCAAACUCCACCCCACUCUCCUCCUCCUCCCUGCUGGCCAAGAUUAGAGCCCGCAAUCACCUCAGUAUGCCCUCGUGCCAAAGAGAAGAAGAGGAAGACGAGGAUGUGUCCGCCGCUCCGGGAAGGAGCUCCCCUCCAGCUCCGCCCACCCAGCAUGACGAGCUGCUGGUCGAUCUGCGCAACUUUGUAGCCUUCCAGGCGAACGUGGACGGACAGGCUACGACUCAGGAGGUGCUGGGGUAUUUCCAACCACGUCUCACCAAGGAACAGGCUCCUGUCUUCAGAGAGCUGCUCAGGAGCAUCUGUGACUUCCAUAGGACUUCAGGUCAGGAGGGAAUGUGGAGGUUGAAGGAGCAUUUCCACUGAGUGAAACACAGAAGGAAGUGGAGCAAAAGACUCGACUGUGACUCAUAUGUACACAUGAGCCAGUCGUGUUCAAGCUAACGAUAUCUUUGUCAGCAUAUGUCAAAUGAAGAGCUGUAUAAAAAUGCAAAAAAUGAGCCACACAAGGAUCAAAUGGAUACUUUGUAUAUUGAAGAUUGUUAUUGAUGAAGCCAGUUUACUGUCAGGUUAAGCUGAUUAAGUCAUUAGUUAAUGAUCUAUUUACUGACAAAUUAAGGGAAAACCAGUUGCAAUGACUAAUUUAUUUCACCUUGUUUUGAGUUUCUGUUGAAUGUACUUGUUCAUACUUGAAUUAUCUUCUUUUUUAUUGUUAUUUGUCUCCAAGUUAAAUCUAACCUGUAGUUCUGAUUCACUCCAUCAUACGUUUACUUUCCAACAAUGUCAACUCAUUACGAAAUCACAUGUCAUAGUGUAAAUAUGACCAAAUCACCUCAGGGUUGGUGGAUUUUUAUCAUGACUGACUUUUCUUUAACUGUGAACCCUAAAGUAUUUGUUAAUUCACUAUUAUUGUGGAGGGAGUUAAUGCCAGGUGUAGUUAUUUAGGAGCAUAUUUUAUAAAUAUAUGAAAACAAAAUGAAAUUCACUGAGGUGGCCUGCAUAUGUUAUAUGCAAUAAAUCUUUAAAGCUGCCA
Molecule: messenger RNA, 5135 nt
Organism: Solea senegalensis (Senegalese sole)
Lineage: Eukaryota; Metazoa; Chordata; Actinopteri; Pleuronectiformes; Soleidae
Gene: ercc6
Product: excision repair cross-complementation group 6
Exons: 22
Coding region: 134-4468 (1444 amino acids)
Biological process (GO): transcription-coupled nucleotide-excision repair
Cellular component (GO): nucleus
Molecular function (GO): ATP binding; ATP-dependent chromatin remodeler activity
Source: RefSeq, a predicted model, not a curated record